AUCUGGUCUAUAUAAAAUAUUAUCUGUGUUCUAGCAGAUGUCUCUUUCGAAUGAGUGUGAAAUCAAAGACUGCUUAGAAACGCUGGUGGAAUCACAGGUUAUAGGAGAGUUAGCUAAUCUAGCGGUAAACAACGUGCUCCAAAGUUCGUGGCUAGCUACAUUUCUGUAUUUUGAAGAAUUUUCGAUUUAACCAGUGGUGUCACUUAUCUUAGGCAUCCUGGCUGAGUGUUCAAACUAGAAUGGGUCGAAAAGUAGCUGACUAGCUAGUUGUUAACCCUAGCGGCUAAAUUAUGAUGGACAAAGCUUUCCCUGCAAAAAAAGUAUUUAGCUCGCUAGAUGGCUACAAGAAGCAGUUUUGUUUUAGAAAGAUGGGUUAGUAGCGUGUGUUGUUGCUAGCUAGCAGUGGCCCUUACACCAAAGAUGGUCUCAUUAGCUUAUCUGUGUUUAUACUGUUUGUUCCAACGCGCUUCACCCAUCAUUAUCGACACCAAUUGACGAGUAUGUGCAACUGCACUGCAGUACUCACGAACUUUGGACCUGCGCAGGGCCGUUCUCAGUGUUUUGGUCUUCAAUAGCUUCAUAAACCCCGCACAUUAUUACAAUUUCUCUUUUUAAAAUGUGAUUUUAAUCAUAACCCUAAGCACACUGCUAACUGUCUACUUUGUUUUUUGUUAUUGCAUUUUUUUGCUAUUUUGUGGCUGUGGAAUCCGACUUUGUUGCUAGAAGCUAGUGGAAACCUAGCUAGUAACGUUACUUCCGUGGGACGACAGAGUUCGCAAGUACGAUAUUAUCAGAAUGCAGUUAAUUUGUUAGCAAUUCUAAUAAUAACAGGUUAUUAAGGAUGCCCAUAUGUUGAAUAUAAAACAUUCAUAUUAAGAUCUGUAUUAGCAAGUAAACAAUAUUGUAGAAUUGCUGCACUCAUUCAUAUAAUUUUUCGACGUAUAGUACUUCCGUGUAGCCAUGGCCGAUUCUGUUGCAGUAGAGGACCCGAAAUUCACAUUACAAGAGGUUCUUGACACUUUUAAGUCAUGCCUAUCUGAAAACAAAGAAGUGUUCCUCGAACAUUAUGUAGCAGGAUGGCUUGGUCUUGUAAGAUUCAUGAACAGCCUGGGGAGUGUGUUCUCCUUCAUCGCCAAGGAUGCUGUCAACAAGAUCCAAAUCCUGAUCAACCAUCUGAACGGUGAGAAUGGGGCCCACUACGUCACUGUCCAGUCUAUGGUCAAAUACGAACUGGACAACCAACUGGUGGACCUGACUAAGAGGGGCAGCUUCCCCGAGUCCGGCUGUCGCACCCUACUGAGGCUUCACCGUGCCCUGCGCUGGCUGGAGCUCUUUCUCGAACGGCUGCGCACCAGCACUGAGGAAAGCAAGACCUCUGUCAUGUGCUCUGAGGCCUAUAAUGAGUCCCUCUCCCAACACCAUGCAUGGAUCAUCCGCAAGGCUGCCGGUACAGCUUUCUGGGCUCUCCCAGGGCGUGCUACGUUCUUUGAUGUGAUGAAUGUAGGUACCCCAGAGCAGGUAGUGGCCAUGCUAGGGGAUGCCCUGCCGCUCAUCUCUGAGGUGUACCAAGUGACAGAGGACCUCUAUGCCCAGAACAAUAUAUUGGACUUGCCCUAGUAGGCAGGAAGUACUGUAGUAGUAGUUGCCUGAUGGUCCCAGAUCUGUGUGUGUCAUCUUGCCAACUCCAAUGCAAUUGUUUGUAAGAGUUGGCAAGACAGCAUAAAUAGAUCGGAGACCACCAGGCUACUGUAGGCCUCGUAGUCCAACCAGCACAUCAAUGCUGGCAAGCUGUGCUGCUCCUUAUUGUUUCUUGGUGACAAUUUCUGGUGUAUGGAGAUGGGUGUAUUACUGUAUGUACAUUAUUAUGUAAUAAGGCAGCAUUACCCAUAUAUUUAUUUCUAAUUAGAAUUGUGAAAUGGGAUUUCUAUGGCAUUCAGUGCUGUUUUUGUGUAACACAUCUCUUUGCAUUUCAGUCUCUCCUUAAUUUAUUUAAGCAUGUAUCAGUUUUUAGCGCUCAAAGUAGGUUUUGUAUUACGGGAAGAGUAUGUAUUCAUUGCAAAUGCAAUAGCAUAUUUUUAGGUUGUAUGUUGGUCUUGUCUAAUCUAAAGAUAUACAUGUCCAUAAUUGUCGCCCCACAAUGAAAUUGGGGAGGGGACGGUGGAUCUGUCUCUGUCCGUUAGUACGUUCAUUCGUCACACGUGAUAUCUCGGACCGCACUGGCCCAAUUUUGACAAAUCGACAGCAAUUUUGUGGAAUGAUGCGUCUUGCCAUAGAAAUCGGGCAUUUACAAAAUUACACUGAUUAUCCAGAUGGCGUGUGACAAAGGAACUGCAGCCCAUUGUUCAGAUGGGUUAAAUGGAAACUGAAAACCUGAGACUGACUGUCUAUAACUUUUUACGUAGUCGUAAUAUUAACCCCUGCAGAAUUAAGCAUUUCUUGAAGUAAACUGAUACACCAAGUGUACACUUUGACUCGGGAACAGGAGUGGAGAAAUAUGAUUGGUUUAGUUCAGCGUCUUGAGAGAAUGCAAAUGUGAAGUCUGUAGAGGUGCCAUCUUUAUCAGCAUCAUAAAAGCUGAUGGAUGUAUAUUUUAUGUGGUUGAAAUACUAAGUCGAAUGGAAAUCUUAUCAGAAACAUGUUGGGUUGUUUUCACAGCUUUCUAUUUCCUUACAACUGGUUAAACUGAUGUCAUUUGGACAUUCUGCCCAGUAAAUCUUUCCCAUUUUUUUUGUUCUUGCAUUUUCUCCCCGGUCCCUAAAUGUCUUUGCUCUGUGAAAGAAGCAGAGAUGACAGGGAGAACUUUACCGUUGUCAACUAAAUUCAAGCAAUCAUUCUAUCAUUUCUACAAUUCUGGUGAGCAAGGGUUUAUUUAGGGUGUGUUUGUAAAUUCACUGGCAGUGCCAGAGUGCGAUCUUAAAUUCAGAGCAUUGUCAGAUAGUCGGUUCACAAAUUCAGAGCGCUUCCCUCUCGGAGUGUUCAGAGCGCUUCCGUCUCGGAGUGUUCAGAGCGCUUCCCUCUCGGAGUGUUCAGAGUGCACACUGAAUGCUCUGGCCGAGAAGUAGGGUUGAUCCAAACAUUCUGACCUCACAACGGCACCCAAUCUAACUGGCUAAAGUUGGUUAGCUUGCUAGCUACUUCCAGACACAUGACAACACCUCACUCUGACCAUUUUACUUAGCCCUUGCAGAGCUGGUUAGGCUGUUUUCAUGUUAUCUAGAGCAUUGGUGACUAACUGUGCUGCUGGCAACAAUUUAAUUACGUUUGUUUUGCUGACGUUUACUGACACCCCUUACAAAAAAAGAUUGCCGUAUAACUGCAGUAUGUUGCAAAUACUGCGUCCAAAAUAACAUGUUUUUUAUAACUGCAGUAUAUCUGCAGUUACAGUGCAGUGUAUUGCAGUUAUUACUGCAUCCAAAAUACCACAGUCAGCUAGUUACUACGCUUUUACUGCAGUUUCAAAACUGUAAUCUUUAUUUGGAAGAGACCGAUCAUAUUCAACGGGAGUUGUGCAUUCUUAAAUUCAUCAGUUAUUCUGCACUCAGGCAUACUCAGAGUAGUGCUCUGAAAUCUUAGUAGAUAGCCAGAGUGAAUUUACCAACUCACCCUUAGUGUUCUAGGGCAACAUAUAAUGACAGAAGAGAGGUUGCAUGUAGGCCUAUCUAAAUAUAGGCAAGUUACCUAACAAAUAGCCUACCAAAAUGUCUGAAAUUAUAAGCAGGAACAUAACUAAAUUAGGCACACAAAAAAAUCCUCCACCUCUUGUCAAAAAUGUAUUCUGUGGUCUGACUGUAGCCUACAGGGCAUCUUCUAUAUUUGCUGGUUUGCGGGCCACAGAUUUUCACUUUAACACACAUAGUCAGUGGUUGCAGAUGGGUUAUUAGCAAUUGUGGGUAGGUACGUAAACAGCUGAAUAAACUUCUGAAUCGUGCACCAUUAUCAGAUACCACUGGCUGAUUUUUGAGGAAACGUGGGUGAAUGAUGAGUCUUUCCCAGUGGCGGUCAGUGCCGUUUAAGAUGAGGGAGGACAAAUGUUUUUCAUGAGCAUGGCCUUAUUUCUAUUACAGGAUAUUGGAUGACUAAUUCAUAUUCCAUUCACCUAGUUCAAUGUAACAGCGAUAGGUUUAGACUACUACAUGAUACUCAAAUUUUCCCUAUACCCAUCAUGAGGUUGCUACAACCUAGCCUAUGAAUGAAAGUUUACAACGUAGGUGCACACAGGUCGAGCGACAUAGGGUGUCAUAAUUAGUCCAACAGUUGCAAAUGAGUUUCUAUUGGACAAAUUCAGGUAUGUUUAUCCCUAUUUGCUUCCAUUUAAGAAACGUUUUUCAACAGAAUUGGCUGAAUGAAUACACCCCUGAUAAUGUGUAAACACAUCACUUUCAUAACAGCCACGUUGUAUUCCUUUUCGCAUCUCUCCUCCUCUCACCUCUUCCCUUUGUUGUGGACUUCAAUGCACAACACAUCAGCUGUAUGUGACCAGGUGGAAAAAACCUUUGUAAGCCAAACCGCUACACACAGCCUACAUCAUUGUCACCAUAUUAGCUAAAGUAAUGUCAUAGUCUGCAUAGAUAAUAGAACUAACGCGUUUGUAAACCCGGCAGGCAGUAACGCUACAGUGUACGGUCAGUGAGCAGUUACGUCAACGAGGCCCUGAUGGCAAUAAAUUAGUAAUACCAAAAGCUUACCUUACCUUACCUGGAGAAUUUUUUUUUAAAACAACUUGGAGUUCCAGUGUUAGGUUGGAAAGUCAUAGCCAGCUAGCUAACAUAGCAUCACUCUGUUUGAGCAGGGUGUUUCAGUAGGCUAAACUAGAGCCAGCUGCAUUUGCUAGCAAAGUAAGUGAUUCUGAAAGUGGGGGAAAAUAACAAUCUCUAUUUUUCUAUUGCUUCCCCUUAAUUUGAUAAACUGUUCCAACUAUUGUCUUUCUCUCUCUUUGAGUUAAUUACUCACCCCAUUGUAUACACUGCAGUGCUAGCUAGCUGUAGCUUAUGCUUUCAGUACUAGAUUAAUUCUCUGAUCCUUUGAUUGGGUGGACAACAUGUCAGUUCAUGCUGCAAGAGCUCUGAUAGGCUGGUGGAUGUCCUCUGGGAGUUGUCAUAAUUACUGUAAGUCUAUGGAAGGGGGUGAGAACCAUGAGCCUCCUAGGUUUUGUACUGAAGUCAAUGUACCCAGAGGAGCACGGAAGCUAGCUGUCCCCCGGCUACACCAUGGUACUAUCCUACAGAGUACUGUUGAGGCUACUGUAGACUUUUGCAAAAUAAUGUUUUAAUCAAUUAUUUGGUGAUGUGAUUAUAUUUAGUAUAGUUUUAUCUAAAAAUGAUAACUUUUUAAAUGUUUUACAAUUUACAUUUUUCUGAAAUUCACUGAGGAGGAUGGUCUUCCCGUUCAUCCUCUGAGGAGCCUCCUCUGGUUUUGCCUUAGAAGUCUUGUUAUUUACAAAAUUACACUGAUUGGCCCAAGGGGGGUGGAUGACAUUUACUGUUGCCUUGUUUAUUGUUUAAAAUAUGUACCACUUAAUCUUACAGUUUUUCAUUUUUUCUGUUGACUAUGAAUGAAAUGAUAAAUUAAACACAAAGUCUAGACUUUGUCUUUGUUCUA
Molecule: messenger RNA, 5598 nt
Organism: Oncorhynchus kisutch (coho salmon)
Lineage: Eukaryota; Metazoa; Chordata; Actinopteri; Salmoniformes; Salmonidae
Product: ceramide-1-phosphate transfer protein
Exons: 2
Coding region: 961-1617 (218 amino acids)
Biological process (GO): intermembrane lipid transfer; ceramide transport
Cellular component (GO): cytosol; membrane; cytoplasm
Molecular function (GO): ceramide 1-phosphate binding; ceramide 1-phosphate transfer activity
Source: RefSeq, a predicted model, not a curated record